Messenger RNA from Thalassophryne amazonica, 1688 nucleotides. Its product is annotated as cbp/p300-interacting transactivator 3-like. The record is from RefSeq and is a predicted model, not a curated record. Gene Ontology annotation, biological process: regulation of DNA-templated transcription. Lineage: Eukaryota; Metazoa; Chordata; Actinopteri; Batrachoidiformes; Batrachoididae. The coding region runs from base 213 to 908 and encodes 231 amino acids. Gene Ontology annotation, cellular component: nucleus. The transcript is spliced from 2 exons.
GUGAUUAAGGGGGAGGACCAAUGGCAACAAAGGAGGUGGAGAGGAGGGUAGCUCCUCCUCCAGCUGCUCCUCUCUCUCCGAGCUUUAGACAUGUAUAUAAUCCCUGAGUUGACCCAGAAAACAAAUUCCAGCGACUAGGCGACUGAACGCAGGGCUGCAACAAACAACUUCUCCUCCAGGAUUGACGUUAUUCAGCGGACAACGCAGCAGCCAUGGCUGAACAUAUGAUGAUGCCGAUGAGCCACAGCUUCAGAAUGGGCAUGAAUGGACUCCCGCAGCACAGCGGCCAACCCGGCCUGCGCAGUCUCCCAAACGGCCAGGUCAUGCACUACGGCAGGAACCCACAGAACACAAUGGAGUCAGCCAUGAGGCAGAGGCAAGGCAUGGUGGGACCCGGGGGAAUGGGCGGACCGGUUAACGGACCUCCAAUGACUAACCACCACCACCACCAGAUGAUGUCUGGAAACAUGAUUUACAACAGCCAGGGCCCACCACAGCAUCACCACAUGCACCCCCAUCAGCAGCAGCAGCAGGGUGGACACCCACAGCAGUACCUUCCCGGAAACCUCACCUCCCAGCAACUCAUGGCCAGCAUGCACCUGCAGAAACUCAACACUCAGUACCACGGACAUCCACUCGGGUCGGUGAAUGGCCACCACCUGCAGAACAGUGGUGCUCAGUACCGGAUGGGUCCGGCUCAGCUUUCCACCAUGCAGCACAUUGGGGGACCUUUGGGUCUGAACGGCAUGGACAUGGAUCUGAUUGACGAGGAGGUUCUCACUUCGUUGGUGCUGGAGUUAGGGUUGGAUCGUGUCCAAGAGCUGCCUGAGCUCUUUCUGGGACAGAAUGAGUUUGACUUCUUGUCAGAGUUUGUGUGCAAGCAGCAGCCAAGCACGGUGAGCUGUUGAGCAAUGAAAAAAAAACAAAACAAAAAAAAAAUUGCUGGCUUAUGUUGGUUUGGACGGACACCACAAAGAAUGACUGAGUGGCCUCAGUAGCACAGUAAUAGGAGACAAUCGGUCUGUUGUGUUUGGGUGUCUGUGUAUUUGACAGUGGUCUGUACGUCUUCACACAGACCUGUCUGUGAAUUUAGGAAGAAUUGGAAUGAGAGAACUAGAACACCAGGUUCCUUUUCACUGAGACAGCGCCAGGAAGAAUUUUGAGGGCUUCGGCCAAAUUAAGGCAGUCUGAUGCAAUGAUGUGAUGUUCAAUCUGUACCCAUCAGCACGUGUGCCUGCAGCACCAACAAGAUAAACAGGACGCGGACUCCAAGUUGAAAACCCAACUAUCACAUAACAUUGUAAACUAGUAGCAGACAUUGAAAGUGGUAGUUCACUGAGUAGGGAUUAAGAUUUUUUUUCAGAUAGUUUAAUUGAAGGCUGGCUCUUCAACACUGAUUGGUUCCUUCAAACUGCAAGGCAUUCACAUUUCCUUGAAGAGCGGCGUUCUGAGGCAUUCCUGGGUAAUGGGUUUUCCCUGUGGUCAGUCAGGUGAUUGUGUAGCACCUGACUCAGAUCAGAUCUUUUCUCAGUAAGUGUGUGUUUUAUCUGUUCCCUGAUAAUUAACUGUGACUGAAUCUUGGCAAAGUAGCACAUUGGUUCAGGUGUCCACGUAAAAGCAUUUGCAUGUAUGUAGAAAAUUGUUUGGAAUUCCACUGGCUCAACUGAGACAUUGACAUCAUCAAGUAA